UUGUUCCAUUUUAUGUCAUGGAGCGGCGCCAUUUUUGCCCUUUGGUGUGUGUUGGUUUUGCCGAUUGAUUACAAAUUUAUAUAAUUGAGCGUGUAUGGUUCAAAUACAGCUUUUAUUUCAUAUUUCGGUUAUGAUAAUUCCAAUAUUUUUCGUCCUACCACGGUAUCUACCGUUGCUCGUGAUUGUGAUGUGAUCCUAGUGUCCGCUGUGGUGCUCAAAAUGGCGACUAAAGCGUUCUUAGAGAAGAAUGCGUCAUAAAUAGAUGCGGUGCAUGUGAAAUCCUUAAGUCUAAAAAUAGAGGACUUGCAUAUUAUAUACUAUUGCGUGUAUUGCAAUGAACAAUGUCCAAUACAGUGAUAACUAAUUACACGGACCUUAAUGGACCUUCCACUAAGACGGACAAUUCUGUUGUUGUUAUUGUAAACAAGGAUGGAUCUCUUUCUGUGGACCAAAAGUUACUCGGCACUUUGAUGGGUACUGAUGGCACACAAGGAGCUAUCAGUGUUGUACGAGUUGGACAUGAAGGCAAACCAGAUGAUGCAACCGAUUCAGAGACUGAUGAUGAAAAAGUCCAUCAUGUCACACUUUCUGUGGACAGUUAUUAUAAUGAACCCGACAGUAUAAUCAAAUAUGACAGUGGUGCCGAAAUGUUGCAGUCCCUAAGGAUAGAGACUAGAGAAAAUAGUCUGGUUGGCUUUCAGAAUGAUCAUUGUUAUACACCACUCACAUCUCCCAGCCAACAAACACCCAAAAAGAAUGAGAACCAGUUGUCUUAUGAGGAAUCAGUUAUUGAGAUCACUCAGUCAACACCUCCACCACCACCACCCCCACCAGCAAAAACAUUGCCUAGUUCUAAGAAGAUAACUAUAUUAGAGCAACAGAUUAUCCCUAAAGGCAAAAAGAUUCUCAUUAACGCCACAGAAUCUCCAGUUAUACUAAAAGGCAAUGAUGUUUUAAAUAAACCACUGCCUACUAAAACAAAGGAUGUUAAAAAUUUAGAAAAAUUGGAAUCUUCAUUUAAACCUGAGGAAAAUAUUGAAUCAUCAUCAAUAAGCUCUUCAGGAGAAAGCAUACCCGACAGGGAUUCAGAUUCUGAUUACAGAGAUGCUAAGGAAAAGUCAGGGUCAUUCAGGUUAAGGAAAGCCAAAUUGAAACCUAGGAUUUUGAAGUCUGCACAAUCUGCUAGAGCAUCAAGAUUAGCUGAACACAAAGCAACACCUAAAGUGAGAGCAAAUAAGAGUAUAAUAAAGAAGGAAAACAAAGACAAAACACCCCAACAAAAAGUGAAUGUUGAAUUAAAAGAUAAUAUUGACUUAGAAACCAUUUUACCUUCAAAUAAAAUAUCAACCAGUGUAGAUAUCACACCUAAAGAAAUUAGUAAAGUGGUUGUAAAGCAAACCCCGAAGCCUGUUAAAAAAGAAAAGAAAACACCAGCUCAUGUUACUGCUUUGUUGUCUGACAUGACAUCAUUGUUUUCAACUCCAGAUGUUAUCAGGAGAGUUUCAACAGAUAACAAAACACCUGUUAAAGAUGUGCCAUCUAGUGAUAAAAAAAUACCAAGCACUCCCAAAUCAGAUUUAGUUGAGGCAAAAGUUUUGGAUGUUGCCAAAACUGUUGAAAAUGUAGAAAAAGCAAAGCAAAUGAUUACUCCAAAAACACAAAUAAAACAUAAAGAAAAGGUUGUUAAUCCAUCUGAAAAAGUAACGAAGGCAUAUGAUCCCAUUCCUCAGCUUGAUGAAGUUAGUUUGGCUCAAAUAUUGCAAGAUACCAGCACCCUGCCAACUAACACAGUUAAGAGCCAGCCAACAAUUACAACAGCAAAUACUAUGAGCAGUCCAGGCCUAGCCGGUCCAUUGUCACCAACUUUGGACCUUCUUGCUGGCUUGCAACCAGAAGAGGAAGGUCUCACUGAAGAUUUGUUGAUGCAUGUUGCUCAAUUAGUGGAAAGUUCUGAAAAUUUACAAGAAGUUAUAGAUAAGCAAGUUUUGGGUAAAGUGGACACAGUGUCUCCAAAAAGUGCCAUGCAGUCACCAUUUCAACAGGCACAUACAUCAAGUAAUUUAUAUGCCCAAACCCUUUCAAAAACUGUACAGAAGAAUAUGCCUCCAAGAAAAGAUCCAAUAGAAAUUGUUCGUCGAGAUGGUCGAGUCAUAACUUUGCCGCCUAUUGAGGCGCCUGCAACGCGCUCGUCAAAACGCAAGAUACAAAUGGAAACAUCAACCACCAAUGAUGUUAGUCCUGUGACAUUGGCGCCCGAAUCUCCUGUUUCAACUACACCAGAACCACAAGUACAGGCAGUUUCAAAACAAUAUGUCAACAAAAAACUCACAAAUAAGAAGCAAGAAAGCUUACUACAAACAAAUCUUAUGGAUAAGUUAUCAGCAGAGUCUCAGGAGAGCUGGAAUUCUGAAGAUGAUCCUAACAGGUUGUGGUGCAUUUGUAAGCAACCUCACAAUAAUCGCUUCAUGAUAUGUUGCGAUAGCUGCGAGGACUGGUUCCACGGCAAGUGUGUCAACAUCACUAAAGCCAUGGGACAACAAAUGGAGGAGCAGGGUAUAGAGUGGCGAUGUCCAAACUGCAUCAAGAAAGCCAAAGGUUCAACUAAGACUAAUAGCAAAAGUACAGGGAUACUACAGAAAAAAAACGAGAGUGAUAACAUGGUAAGUGAAUUAGCUACACCUACAAAAGAUUACCAAUCAAAGACGAGUUGUAUUGUCUGCAAGAAACCGGCUCGCGCGAGUAGUAUUUACUGUAGUGACACUUGUAUACUGAAACACGCACAGGACUCACUUGGAAAUCAAACCACAAACAAAUUGGAUGCUGAAUCUGGUAAAUCACAAGAGAAACAAAAGUCUGAAUCAAGGGUAAUUGUUUAUGAAAGAAAAUCUGGUAGAUUAUUGGCUGGGCCAAAUGCUCCUACUGCUGAAAAUCUAAAAGCAUGGUUACAGAAAAAUCCCACAUUUGAGGUAGUUCGUCCUGGCACUCUUAAUGCAAUUAAACCUAACACAUCUAAAAAGAAGGCAACCACUGAACCUAAUAAGAUUCAAACUACACUUAACUUUGAGAAAAUACCGAGGAAACUUGCAGAACAAUCUACACCUGCUAAGCCAAGCCCAGGAGAGACAAAAGAAAGACCAAUUAAACUCCACAUAACAUCACAAAAAGAAGAGCCGCCUAAAACGCCGCCACCGAAAACGCCAGUAACUCCAAAAUCACAACUUAUACAAAUUAUAGAAACACCAAAAGCUAGUACAUCAGUUGCAAGGACAGUCAGUGAACCCCGUAAACCAGCUCGGAAUAGUCUCAAUAGAACCCCAUCUGUAACAGAGAAGACUCCUGCACAUACACCAUCCUCAUCGCGUAGAAAAGAUAUUCCAGAACCCAAAACCAAAAUGAAUACGGAAGAAUCUAUAAGAGACAAUGUAAGGAAAUCGUUACAAGAGCAGAUGACUAAUCGAAUGGCCGAAUACGAUGGACCCAAGUUUAGUGAAGACGAAAUACAACAGUACGCUUUCGAGACAGAAGAUGAAUUACACGAUUUGUUCCGAGAUGUGGGAAUGAAAUAUAAAGCAAAAUACAGAUCGCUUAUGUUCAAUAUAAAAGAUCGUAAAAACCUCACUCUAUGGGAGAAGAUCUGUGAAAGAUCCAUAACUCCUAAACAAUUAGUAAGACUUUCACCAGAAGAGCUAGCAAGUCAAGAAUUAGCGCAAUGGAGAGACAAAGAGGCCAAACAUCAAUUAGAGCUGAUAAAGAAAUCCGAAUUGGAUUUAUUAGCUGCUAGCAAAACAUAUGUUCUUAAAACACAUAAAGGAGAAGAGGUGAUGGAAACAAAAGAGUCUGUUUCAACAGAGCUAGAUCCUAAUGUACCCGUGGAGGAUGUAGUAUCGGUCUUAAAUGAUGCUAUCAAUGACGAACAGCCGAAAGAAAAGGAAAGUUCGCCUGAUACCAGUACACAUAAAUCAAACAAGGAUAAAAAGGGUAGUAGCCGAAAAAGAGAAAGAGACAGCAGUACCAGUUCAACCAAGAAAAGCAGACGAGAAUCAAAGAGAGAUUCUAAUAGGAAAUCUCGCUCAUCAAGAAGAAAAAGAUCUGAAUCUCAUGAAAGGGAAUCAAGAGAAGGACAAAGACGGUCGACGCGUAAAUCAGAUAAAAAAUCGACAAGAUCAAGAUCAUCAUCGAGGGAUAGAUCUAAAAUAGUAUCUAAAGAGAAAUCAGAGUCCAGUGAGAGGUCCAGACGGAGGUCGAGGUCAAAGGAUAAGUCGAGAAGGCGAUCAAAAUCACGCACUCACUCGAGAUCAAAUUCAAAAGGGAGAGCAAGAUCCAGAUCCAGGGGACGAUCUAAACGUCGCUCACAUUCAAGGGACAGUUCUAAGAGAAGACAUAGUUCUCGCACCAAGCGCACUUAUAGUACCGAUGACAAGUUCAAACAGCGAUCGAGGUCUCAAGAAACUCUAUACACUAAAUCUAAAAAUGAUUCCACAGAUUCAGAAUCAUUGGAAAGACCAAAGUCUGCUAUGUUGAAAGAUCAGCAUCCGGAAUAUGAUCCCCAUGAACCGAUGAUAACAUCGGCAUUCUCUGAAGAGGAUCUCAGGAAGUCCAGGGAGGACAUGUAUGAUGAAACCUAUAAAAAUGAAAUUGACGGCGGUGCAGAUUAUGAUCCGUCAAAAACAUAUUCAAUUGAUGCAGAUAUAAAUGUGCCCGAUAUUACAUACAAUAAAAUCCAAGAAAAACUUUCAGAAGCUGAAAGCGAUCAAGAGCCGACGAGUACAGUUGAGAAUUCAGCAGCAACAGUCUGGAAUGGAUGCAUAAACAUGGUUGACGUUGCUAGGUUUUAUGUCGCCGCACACGAAGUUUCGGGAAGCGCCGUAGAUUUAGAAGAAGAUCUCACUACAGAAUUAGAUAUUGUUGGCAGGAUAAAUCCUGACACAGUAUGGGAUUAUAUAGGAAAAAUGAAAAAAGCUAAUAAUAAAGAUAUCGUCAUUUUACGGCUACAAGCCGCAAACGACGAAGAAAAGAUGCAAUAUAUUGCAUUGUAUAGUUAUCUCAGCAGUCGCAACAGGCUUGGUGUAGUAAAGGUAUCGAGCACGACGACAGUGAAAGAUUUUUACAUCGUGCCGCUUCCGGCAAAUACAACUUUACCACCAGUUUUACUACCACUCGACGGUCCCGGUAUUGGAGAAGUGAAAACGCAUCUUCUACUCGCUAUCGUCAUUCGCCAAAGAAAGAAACGUUUGGCCCCCCACAUUCCUAGAGAUGUUAUUCCAGCAAAGGUGGUUCGGAAGUCUCAGAAGCGCUCGUACACGCCGCCAAUGCUGGGCAAGUCUACGUACACGCCGCCGACGUCGCCGCGGCGUCGCGCUCCGCUGCCCAUGCCCGCCUACAUGUCAUCUGCGCUCUCUAAUACUGUUAAGGAUAAAAUCGCUGCUUCAUUGGCUUGUACUGAUGAUGAAGCUUACAGUCCCGGCUCGUCGAGUAGCAGCAGUAGUUCCAUACCACAUGCACACCCUAGCUCCACUUCAAACACUUUGCGAACAAAAAUGGAAGAACUUAACAGACAGAUCGAGGAGCAGAAACAGCAAAUACUUAAAAUAGCUCAGGCGAAUUCUUCCAAGGCUGAGGAGGAGGCGUACUCUCCGUCGAGGCCGAUGAGUCCGCCAGGUAGUGGCGUGCCGCUGGCCGACAUCGCGCUGCCGUCGAACCUGCACGAGAUCCUCGCCACCAUCAAGCAGCGCUCGGAGAGUUCAGUUGCGGACGUAGACAUGCGCCCGCUCCCGCCGCUACCGUAAUCUGACACUAUUCUUUUUAUUUCGUUUUCAAUUGCAAGCACAAUGGUUCUUAUAUUGUGCUAAUAUGAUCGCAUUUAAUUUGCAUAUUGUUGGGUUACAUUUCAGCAGUCAAUGCAUGUAUGUUUCUUUUUCUACUUUUGUAGUGAUUGUAUUGUAGAAUAAAUUGAGUUUAAUUGUGUUGCAUAUGUAAUGUAUGGAUGUUGAGUUUUAUGAUACACAGAGACUGUGUAUAAAGUUUAAGCAACAAGCUGUUUUUGUGCAAUAAGUGAAUGUUAUAUUAACCCUAUCUUGGGUAGAUGGUGAAAAUGUUUGACGUAAAUUUAGUUAACUAUGAAAUAUAUUGAUUGCAGUGUGACUUUCUGUAUAUACCUAAAAUUUAUUUAAUUUUUAUUAGUGUACAAAAAGUAUAGAAAUAUAUUAAUAGCUUUACUUAAACGAUUCUAUUUUACACAUGUAAAAUUUUACCUAUAAGUCAUAGAUAAGAUGGAAUAAAAACAUUUUAAAUUUA
Messenger RNA from Manduca sexta (tobacco hornworm), 6294 nucleotides. RefSeq names its product death-inducer obliterator 1 (gene pps). NCBI's taxonomy places the organism in Eukaryota, Metazoa, Arthropoda, Insecta, Lepidoptera, Sphingidae. Gene Ontology annotation, molecular function: protein binding. The transcript is spliced from 17 exons. Bases 342 to 5786 code for a protein of 1814 amino acids. Gene Ontology annotation, biological process: DNA-templated transcription. The record is from RefSeq and is a predicted model, not a curated record. Gene Ontology annotation, cellular component: nucleus.